ACAGGAGCCUAAACGGAUUCACUUGCCACUCAAAAUCUUUGUCUACAAUAAAACUUUACGAUGAAAUAACUACGUAAAAUUAAAUUCUCAAGUGGGCGCCUAAUGGGUUUAUGAUCGACCCUGGAUUUUGGCAAAGGAUGUUCUACAGCUCUUUCAACAACAGUGAAAAGUUUUGCUGGGCGGUAAUGGGAAUUCCCAAACCAGAAAUCGAAUUGUUGACGAAGCGAGUUCACUGCCGCAUUUAUAUUCUUGUUUAGAUCAACUGCGAGGAACGCUAAUGAAUUUUAAUUUUUUUUCGAAUAUUUUGGCAGCUAACUUGAUUAAUUUCUGCUAGUAUUCAGAUGUUCACGAUUCAUUGUCGGCAGUGAUGAAGUUUUUAACACAAUUUUACUACACCUUUUUGUUUACUCUUCUGAAAACAUCAACGUCAAUAUGUGCAGAAUGGACAGCAACAUUCGAACCGACCCAUGUUACAGUUCAAAUGGAAACAUUUGAAUCAAUUCAAUUGACUUUGUCAGGACUCUCAGAUGAUACAAUAAAAAAUAUAAACGACCGAGACAUCGUUCGCUUGGUUACAGACGAUGGAAAUGUAGCAAGAGUUGUAUAUGGAAGCAUAAACUUCGAGGAGAAAGAAGACAACGAUGGAACUUGGCAGACAAUAUUUGAAAUUGAAGGAGUUUUUUUGGGAUCAACGAAUAUUUAUGUGGAAAUAAUAAAGAAUUCUGAAGUCGAGACAUCAUCAGAAUCUAUUGAAGUUGUAGUCAUUCGUCCGGAGCGGCUCUUAGACACAAUGUUUUCGGUGACAAUUGUUAUUCUCUUAGCAAUCUUAUUUGUCAAUUUUGGUGCUUCAAUCAACACAUCUGUAGUUAAGGAGAUUAUUAAACGACCCAUUGGGCCGGCUAUUGGUUCUGUUUGUCAAUUAAUUUUUAUGCCGCUUCUUGCAUUCGGUCUGGGCCUGGCUCUUUUUCCUACACAGCAUUACUUAGCGCUUGGAUUAUUUCUUGUUGGCAUAUCACCAGCUGGCGGACAAAGCAAUAUAUGGGCACUUCUACUAGAUGGAAACGUCAAUCUAAGCAUCGUUAUGACAACAAUUUCAACUCUCCUUUGUUUUGGUACAAUGCCUUUCUGGUUGUUUACACUUGGACAAACAAUUUUUGAUCGUGCGAACUUAGGAGUUCCAUAUCUACGCGUUCUUAUUGUAGCCGCAAGCUUAUUAGUCCCACUUGGUAUUGGAUUGAUUAUACAGAAAGUUUUCCCAAAAGUUGGAAAGUUUUUGGUUCGUAUUCUGAAGCCAUUGUCAUUGGCAUUCCUUGUAAUUAUUAUUGUCUUUGGUCUGGCGACGAAUUUAUAUAUGUUGGAAUUAUUUUCAUGGCAGGUUGUGGUGGCUUGUACGUGUUUACCGCUUCUUGGAAACAUUAUUGGAUUCACAACUGCUAAGCUUUUGCGGCAACCUACCCCAGACGCAGUCUCAAUUUCAAUUGAAACUGGUAUCCAAAACACCGGGCUUACAAUGUUUCUCGUAAUGUUUUCGUUUGGUCAACCUACAGCAGAUAUCACAAUGGUGAUUCCAAUUGGAGUAUCUAUUAUGAUGCCAGUUCCACUUAUUAUACUUGUUAUUAUACAUAAAACAAGAAAACAAUGUCAUUAUUACAGUGGAUGGGAUUUUAUGAAGCAGAACAUUCGAGAUUCAUUAUUGGGACCACAACAGGAGAUUGCUUGCUUUAUUAUCUUUGCCUUACUGCCAGUUGCAUUCACAAAAGAAGCAGAAGCUGAGCCCAAAAAUGAUAUUGAUGACACUCCAAGAAUCAAGCGUGCUGGUUUUUCCUUAAUCGGAGGAGCAUUGCAGAGUCUUCAAAAGAAUGCAUUCAGUGCAUCAGCUUCACUUUCAAGUGGUAGUAGUAGUUCAUCAGCUGGUGCAUCAGCUUCAUCAUCGCCUCAUCAAGAAGAAAGUCAUUCAUAUCAUAAUCAUGAAUAUCAUGUUGAAGAACCACAUUACGAACAACAUCAUGAACAACAACACGAUACAAAAUCAUUUGAUGGCUGGGAGUUGAAACAGUCUAUCGUCAACACUUUGCUUCAAGCUGUGAAGGCAAUUGCUGGUGGAAUAACAACAUUGAAUGGACAACUUAUCAAAGGCAGUGGAUAUUUGGUGACACAAAAAGGAAAAUUGAUUUCACAAGGUGGGGAUGCGGUGUCAAGUGCAGGCAAAAAUAUUAUCCAAAACGCUCAUUUAGUGAAACCGGAUACAAGCGGAGGUCAUGGCGGUGGAUACAGCAGCGGUCCAAGCUUCGGGCAUUCUUUGGGAGCAUCAUUCAGUGGUCUUUCAUCAGGUUUAACCAAAUCUAUCUCAAGUUUGUCAGCUGGUUCUGCUGGUCAAGUUGCUAGUUUGUCAACAAAUGCCAUUGGAGGUUUAUCAUCAGGAUCCGCCAACGCAAUCGGUGGCUUGUCAAAAGGUUCAUCUUCAGCAGUUGCUGGUUUGUCAUCAGGUUCAGCUAACUCUGUAACAUCAUUGUCAUCAUCGUCGUCAGCAUCUUCAUCUUCUUCUUCUUCAUCAUCCCACGGUCACGGACAUUCUUCUUCUGACGUUAAACCUGACGCAUACGCUCCAAUUGAAGGACCAAGUUACACUUACAAUAUUCCAGAAACAAAUAAUUAUGGAGGCUACCCUGAAGAAGUGAAACCAGUAAACUCUCUUGGAUCUUAUGGCCCACCCAAACCUACAAUUUCAUACCAUCAAGAACAACAUCAUCAACAUCAAGAACAACCUCAACAGUCUUAUGGAACUCCAGAUUUCACAGAUGGUGGCUCGUAUAAGCCAUCUUCGUACUUCGAGGAAAACGACGUUUUGUCUAGCAUUCUAAAAAAUAUUCCACACAAACCAGUGAAGUCAGUGGAGUAUAGUAUUGGACAUGAUAGUGGAUAUAGUUCCAAUCAGUUUCCUUUUCCAAAUCAACAUCCACAAAUUCCUCCAUUUAAACCUCUCAGUAAUUAUCCUUCUCAUAAUAUUCCAUUCAAAAAUGCCCCUCAAACAUUCAGUUCCCAAUAUGGUCCCCCUAACCACAUUUCUGGUUUCUCCGGUCAACCAUCGAUAAAAAGGCCAAUAGCUGUGAAUCCAAAAGCUUACGACAUUUAUCAUACGAUGAAACUUAAAAUGACCAAAGAGAAAAACUUUGUAACUUUACCGACCAUUGAAAUUGGCGACGGACUUGAGAUUCAGAAAUCCAUUGGGUCACUUUGGCAAGAGAAUGAUUGUAGUCGCUUAAAGUAGAGAAGAAGGGGGAGGGUGAAGACUCAUCACAAACAUUCUACUUUCAAAGCCCUCGGGUUUAUGAGGUCAUUUUCGCAACCGUCAUUUAAACAUUUAGAUAAAUUGAAAGUGUUUUUUAUUAUAAUUUAAUGGUUUUUUAAAUAUUUUACUUUUAUUUUUCGGCCAAUGUAUCUAAGUUUGUAACUUAUAAAUAAGUUUUUAAAUGCUACCCUUUGCGUUAUUCAUCACGCUUCUCUCAUUAAACUAAUUUCCAUUCCUUUUAAAAUUACUUUUUGAAUUGAUUCACACGUAGCUUAAAAUGUCUGUAAAAUAAGUUGAUGUAGAUGAGAUUCAUGUGAGGAAUAAAAUUUAAUUAAAUAAAAAUUGUC
This is a messenger RNA of Clunio marinus, 3636 nucleotides long. NCBI's taxonomy places the organism in Eukaryota, Metazoa, Arthropoda, Insecta, Diptera, Chironomidae. The record is from the annotation of a GenBank genome assembly.